This is a messenger RNA of Striga hermonthica, 939 nucleotides long. The record is from the annotation of a GenBank genome assembly. Lineage: Eukaryota; Viridiplantae; Streptophyta; Magnoliopsida; Lamiales; Orobanchaceae.
AUGCUUUCUCCUUUCUGGAUACUCUUUACAUCCUCCGUCGGCUUCGUGUACCUGAUCAAGAGCUCGAUCCUUUUCCUAAAAUGGAUUUGGGGUUCAUUUUUCCGAGCCUCGAAGGAUCUGAAAAGCUACGGAUCUUGGGCACUGGUCACUGGCUCGACCGACGGAAUAGGCAAAGCUUUCGCAUUCAAACUGGCGGAGAACGGACUGAAGCUCGUCCUCGUGAGCCGCGACAGUGGCAAGCUCGAAAGAAUUUCUAAAGAAAUCAAAGAGAAAAACCCACUGACAGACAUCAAAACGUUGGAGGUCGAUUUUUCGGGAGACGCUGCAUGGGGAGCGGCUCGGGUGAAGGAGGCCGUAAAGGGUCUCGAUAUUGGGGUUUUGAUAAACAACGUUGGGGUCACAUAUCCGCGGGCCACGUUUUUCCAUGAUGUGGACGAGAGAAUAUGGAUGAACUUGGUUAGGGUUAAUGUGGAGAGCACGAGUUAUGUGACGAAAGCGGUUGUACCGGGCAUGGUCGCGAGGGGGCGAGGAGUGAUAGUUAACAUGGGAUCGGGUGCAUCGCUUGUUGUACCUUCUCAUCCGCUUUAUGCCGUCUAUGCCGCCACCAAAGCGUACGUGGAUCAGUUAUCAAGAAGUUUAUAUGUGGAGUACAAGCAACAUGGUAUAGAUGUUCAGUGCCAGGUACCAUUAUAUGUAUCAACAAGGAUGGCAUCACAAGUUGCAUAUGUUGAGAAGUCAACAAUGUUCAUACCAACAGCAGAGAAGUAUGUUGAAGCAGCAGUUAAGUGGAUAGGGCAGGAUGAAGCAAGGUGUAGCCCUUACUGGGCCCACUCUCUCCAGUGGUUCUUCGCCUCAAUGCUGCCUGAUCGCGUGCUUGAUGCUUGGAGGUUAUCCAUUGGAAUUAAAAGAAUGAAGUUCAGUAAUCCAGUCGAUGAAUGA